UACACGCUGGAGGCGGGGUCCAGAGCGAGGGAAUGUACAAUCCUGGCGGUGGCGGAGAAGGUUGUAGCGGCAGCAUGAAGCGAACCCCGACUCCCGAGGAACGAGAACGCGAAGCUAAGGAAUCUCAUUGUAGAGCUCCUACUGGCUUUGACCCCGCAACAUCUGAAAAGGCAAGACGCGGACAGAAACUGAGGCUUUUCGAAGAGCUUGAAGACACGUGGCUUCCUUAUCUGACCCCCAAAGACGAUGAGUUCUAUCAGCAGUGGCAGCUGAAAUACCCCAAGCUCGUCCUGCGCGAAGCCGGCAGCGUGCCCGAGGAGCUGCACAGAGAGGUGCAGGCGGCCUUCGCCACGCUGCACAAGCACGGCUGCCUGGCCCGGGACCUGGUGAGGGUCCAAGGCAAAGACCUGCUCACCCCGGUCGCGCGCCUCCUCGUCGGCAACCCGGGCUGCACCUACAAGUACCUGAACACCCGGCUCUUCACGGUGCCCUGGCCCGUGCGGGGCUCCAACAUCAGCUACCACGAGGCGGAGGUCGCCGCCGCCUGCCAGACCCUCCUCAGCCUCAACAGCUACCUGCAGCUGGAGACCGUCCAGGCGUGGGAGGAGCUGGUCGCCAAAGAGAGAGCGAACAUCGACGAGGUGCCCGUGUGCAUCGGUCCCGACUUCGGCCUGGGGAUUUUCGACGGGCCGGACGAAGCGGACAUCCGGAGCCGGUCUGCGUACAACGUGACCUUGCUGAACUUCAUGGAUCCCCAGAAAAUGCCCUACCUGAAGGAGGAGCCUUAUUUCGGCAUGGGGAAGAUGGCGGUGAGCUGGCACCACGACGAGAACCUGGUGGACAGGUCGGCGGUGGCCGUGUACAGUCACAGCUGUGAAGGCCCGGAAGAGGACAGCGAGGAGGACUCUCCCCUCGAAGGCAGAGAUCCUGACACCUGGCAUGUUGGUUUCAAGAUCUCCUGGGACAUAGAGACACCCGGUUUGGCGAUACCCCUUCACCAGGGAGACUGCUACUUUAUGCUCGAUGACCUCAAUGCCACCCACCAGCACUGCGUUUUGGCUGGCUUACCACCUCGGUUUAGUUCCACCCACCGAGUGGCAGAGUGCUCGACGGGGACCCUGGAUUACAUCUUGCAGCGCUGCCAGCUGGCUCUGCAGAAUGUCGGCGAUGUGACCGAUAGUGGGGGUGUCUCCCUGAAGUCCUUGGAGCCUGCAGUUUUGAAACAAGGAGAAGAAAUCCACAACGAGGUGGAGUUCGAGUGGCUGAGACAGUUUUGGUUCCAAGGCAGUCGACCCCGGAAGUGCACCGACUGGUGGUGCCAGCCCAUGGCUCAGCUGGAGGAGAUGUGGCGGAAGAUGGAAGGCGUGGUGAUUCAUCGAAGACUUCGCAGACCAUGGUGUUGACGGAGUGGCCUCGGCAGGGACCACAUCCGUCUCAGGUAGAUGUGGCCACUCCGCCCACGUGGUCCUCGCCGAGUGACCCUUCCCUACCCGAUCGUCCUUCAUUUGGAGUUUUACGAGGCACGUUGUCAGUAGCAUGAGCCACUUCAUUAUAGUGAGACAACGCUCUGAGCUCAAGGAUCUUAAGAAAAAUAAGAACAUUGUUUAAGGGUGGGCAGAUGUAUGUGGUGAAACUUAUUAGUUAUGUGGUCAUUCCACCAGGUCUACAUUUCAGUUUUCGUUGCCUUGAAAUGAAAAUGGUAAGAGUGAGCAGGUCAGUCUUAAAUGACAAAGUUGAGGCCGUGAUAGGCAAUGAACAGGACAUUCUAGUAGAGUAACUUUUAGAAAUGAUUUUCAUAAAUAAAAAUCAAUAUAAGAGCUUCAUGGAAUCUGACAGUUAUUUGAUGUAACCCCCUUGGCCACCCUUCACCCUGUGUGUAUAUGGUAUAUAUGUAUUUUUUACCUGGAUGUCUACCACAUAGCAGAGACUCACAUGGGUGAUUACAUGAGAAUUUGCCUUCAGUACAUUCUAUUUGGUGUGUUCGGC
Molecule: messenger RNA, 1986 nt
Organism: Myotis myotis
Lineage: Eukaryota; Metazoa; Chordata; Mammalia; Chiroptera; Vespertilionidae
Gene: FTO
Product: FTO alpha-ketoglutarate dependent dioxygenase
Exons: 9
Coding region: 33-1403 (456 amino acids)
Biological process (GO): regulation of multicellular organism growth; RNA repair; DNA alkylation repair
Molecular function (GO): broad specificity oxidative DNA demethylase activity; mRNA N6-methyladenosine dioxygenase activity; ferrous iron binding
Source: RefSeq, a predicted model, not a curated record